AAAAGCUUGCCCAUCAUCAUCAUUGGUAUUGACUACUCAUCUCAAACAAAGAGGCUUGCCACCUUGGACUUCAUAUUUUGUAAAGUACAGUGACAUUACCAGUGAUCAGAGAGGACUGUCACAUUUCAACUGGAAGGUAUCCCCUGCAUUGCGUAUGGCGUUGGAGCAUUCUUCCUGAUUCGCUGUGAAGAAAAAAUAUGUACUCCAGAAGGAACUGUAACAAUUUACUUUCUGUAUGAAGAGGAUCGUGGGGCCAUGCACUGAAAUUUUCAUAAAUAUGUCAAGUUCAGUUUAGUUGAUUUAAGGAAUGCAAGAAAGAUGCAGAAGAUAAUUUCAUAUGGUCCUGAAGCAUGGAAUUUGCUUCAGGGUGUGUUUUGUGUGUACAAACCAUUUGAUAUGACCAUGUCGCACUUGAGAAAAGUCAUUAUAGGAAAGCUGACACAGGAUCUAAACAUGCUUGAGCCUCGACCUGCACUCCCUCACAUUGUAAUUGAAGGAAAUACAGCAGAAGAUCUUGUUGUGGUCAAGAAGGAAAACUAUGCUGACCACCCACUAGUUAUUGGUCCAAGGUACCAAGCUGAUGAUUAUAAGCUUUCCUAUGCAAUUCACUUGCAUAAAAACAUAUCAGGAGUUUGUCUUAUGGGUGUGAACAGAGGAACCAAGGGAACUCAUAUAGCCAGAGCAGGUCGCCUUAUAAGAUCUUACAGCCUUGGAGGACGACUUGGCAUGGCUACAGAUACAGGCUAUUUUGAUGCCAAAGUUGUUGCCAAGUCUACGUAUCAUCACGUCACUAAAGCAAAACUCCUAAAGACACUAAUGCACAUUCAAGGAGGUUUUCAGCAAAGUGCAUUUCACUUCUUAGGACUAGAUCCUCAAUCACAGGCUGCUUAUGAAGCUAUGUCAGCUGAAGGCCUUGUGAGACCAGGUGAGAAAUCACCACCACUGGUUUACAACAUCAAGCUUGUAGAAUUCAACUCUCCUGAUUUUACAAUUGAAGUGUCAUGCAUUAAUGAGAAUGGAGAGUUUCUUCAACAUCUUGUACAUAAGAUAGGACUUCAACUGAAAACUAAUGCAGUUUGCAUGCAAAUGCGUUGUGUAAGAUAUGGCCCCUGGACCUUGCAGCAUGCCUUGCUGCGUAAACAUUGGACUUUGAAGCAUAUCAUUGACAAUGUCAGUGUUUGUAAUCCACUCAUCAAAAAUAUUACACCUAAAUCACCAAGCUUACAACAUAUGGGCAGUGAAAGUUUGGAUAACAGUUUUCCCAGGUAGUACUCUGUAGUAGCCCAUUUUGUUUACUAAUGUACAUAAUAAAGAUGUUUUAAUGCAGUACUUUUCUUCUGUCAAAGGUGGGAUUUAAUAUUGUGUGAUUACAAAGUUAUACGUCUUGACUUGGUUUGGAGGAAAAUAAAUUGUAACAUAACUCAUA
This is a messenger RNA of Macrobrachium nipponense, 1426 nucleotides long. RefSeq names its product pseudouridylate synthase TRUB2, mitochondrial-like. NCBI's taxonomy places the organism in Eukaryota, Metazoa, Arthropoda, Malacostraca, Decapoda, Palaemonidae. Gene Ontology annotation, biological process: pseudouridine synthesis; RNA processing. Gene Ontology annotation, molecular function: pseudouridine synthase activity; RNA binding. The record is from RefSeq and is a predicted model, not a curated record.